Trichomonas vaginalis G3 is the source of this 792-nucleotide messenger RNA. Its product is annotated as spectrin binding. Gene Ontology annotation, molecular function: transcription factor binding. Lineage: Eukaryota; Parabasalia; Trichomonadida; Trichomonadidae. The record is from RefSeq and is a predicted model, not a curated record. The coding region runs from base 1 to 792 and encodes 263 amino acids. The transcript has a single exon. Gene Ontology annotation, biological process: regulation of transcription by RNA polymerase II.
AUGAGUUUACUUUUAGUACUAGUAGUGAUAUUCUUGGCGGCAAUCACGGUAUUUAUGUACCUCAUCGCCUCUAAUCUCUACAAGAACUCAAAUAUGCAAAAUUCUCAAAGAGUACAAAGUCAUGAUGAAAAUUCAAACACAAAUACAACAAAUAACGACGACAAAGAAACGGUUCAAGCCCUCAAAGAAAAUAUUGCCGCACUUGAGAAAGAAAAUUUGCAAUUAAAAGCACAAAUAUCGCACAGUAGCGGAAUUUAUCCAAACUUGGAUGCACUAAAAUCUCUCAGUAAGACAUCAGACGAUUUCAAGAAAAUCUACAAAGUCCUUGCUAAAGUCGCAAGCGAGGAUGACCGCGUAACGAUUCAAUACGCUGUUGCCAAUGGUUACAGCAAGGUCAGAGGCGGAACAUGGAAUUACGAUAUCGUUACAAAUGCAGGCUAUAAGAACGAUUUCAGACUUGCACAGCUUUUAGUAGAUUUUGGCGCCGAUCCAAAUUCUACAGAUGGAACUGGCUGUGGUGCUCUCAGAUUCUUCUGCUACGAGGGUAACUUACCAGCUGUUAGGUAUUUUGCUUCUCUUCCAAAAGUUGACAUUAAUGCAGCCAGAGAAGACGGUUUUACACCAUUAAUGGGCGCUGCUAAGUGGGGCCAGCAUGAAGUUGUCGAGUAUCUUGCUUCCCUGAAGAACAUAAACAUCAAUGCAAGAAAUAAAGACGGAAAUACGGCUUUGAAAUGCACAACAUAUGAUGAAAUUAAGAAUAUUCUUAAAUCUAAGGCUGUGUUGAGUAAUUGA